CCUCGACGCGGGUGAAGCCGCGGGCGAAAAGCUAGUACUAGUAUAUACUAUAGAUUUCUAGACACAUAUAUAGUAUAGAUAAUUACCACUAGACCAAGAAGCCAGUAAAGACUUGUUUUCUGAUACGAUUACGUCAUUAAUUUAUGAAUAAUUGUAAAAGUGUGUUAUUUUGCUACCUCGUUAGUUUAUCAGUGCACUUACAUGAAGGACAGACAGUAUACUUUAUCAGAAACUACUUAAUGACUAACAUUGAUAGUUUAUAUUCACCUUGAAAACUAGAAGUAUUAACCACUGAACAUAGGAAAUAACGUGGAAGUGCCUAUACAAUGCCACUGUAGUGUCCUAGCGUUGAUGCAGCAAUAGUCUAGUGGCCAAGCCGCAUGACUGACAACUUAAGGGUCCCGAGUUCGAUCCCAAGGCAUGUGCCGACUUUUCACAGCUUCCUUGUAUUGCAAGGGGAGUCAAGUGUGGGUCUUGGACCUUAUCUCUUUUCAGUCACAGAUUCCCGUCCAUAUAUGAAGUCAAAAAUAGGUUUUUCAUAUUUGCCCGAUUUAAGAGUGUUUACAAGUGAUGUAAAAGUGACUAGUUUCAACUUAUCUACGCACUCAAUGAUAAAACACUCAGUAAACGAUGAAUAGUUUAAUUUCAAACGGUAUUCUGUUAACUUGUGUGUUGUGUGAGUUACAUCAAAAAUAAUGUUUCGAGGUUUCGCCAAAUAUCUUAUUUACUCCGUCAAUUUGGUUUUUACGCUAAUAGGGCUAUUAAUUACAGCCCUUGGUGCGUUUAUAGUGAUCAAGAUUAAUCAAUUGAAGGAAGCUGUACCAAUUUUAGGCACCAAUGAAUACCUUCAACUUGCACCAUAUGGCGUCCUUGUUUUUGGACUCAUAAUAUUUGUUGUAUCUUUUUCUGGAUGCUGCGGCACGGGUAUGCAAGUAAAAUGGUUGUUGAUACUGUACACAGUUUUCCUGUCAAUACUGAUCGCUUUGAAGCUGGCUCUUGUAGUUUUAAUGUUUAUGGCUGAUGUCAAAAAGGCUACUGACGCGACUUUAACUCAAUCAUUUGAUAAAAAUGAUGGAAUAUUGCAAGGUUGUGAAGCUUAUUUCGAAUGCUGUGGAACUUACGGUCCAGAAUCCUACAAUAACACAGGGAACCUUGUUCCAUACACAUGCUGCAAGGGUUACACUGGGAAGGAGUCCUUGACUUGCUAUAAGGACGAUGCCUACCCUGAAGGCUGUCUCACAAAGGUGGCAGCUAAGGUCAGCAAGUUUGUGAGGAAUACUGCCAUCAGUGCCAUCGUGAUAAUGGCCUUUGAGUGCGCGUUUCUUGGUGUCACGAUAUAUUUGAUCAGAACUAUUAAACCCAAAGAGGGGUGUAAACCAGAAGAAGAUAAAACAGAGAAAGAGAAUAGCUAAGAAAAAUAUUCAUCCAUCAAUGCCUUGCCUAAAUUAGCGAGACCUAGAAAGCUGAUUACUUUCAAAGUUAUAACCAAGAAUAAAAUGGGAUUUUUGAAAAUUGUUGAGCGUAUUUAAAAUUUUAUCAAAAAGAGUCAUGCUGUUUAGCAUAUUUUUAUGGCAGUUAAGUCAUAUCCUUUGUAUUUAUUGUAUGACAGAUGCGUAUUAGUUUUGACAAAAAAAUAAGAUUGUAUUGUAAUAUGACAAGUGUCUAUCAUUUGUUUUAAUCAACAAUAACUGU
Trichoplusia ni (cabbage looper) is the source of this 1692-nucleotide messenger RNA. Its product is annotated as 23 kDa integral membrane protein-like. The transcript has 5 exons. Bases 696 to 1412 code for a protein of 238 amino acids. The record is from RefSeq and is a predicted model, not a curated record. Lineage: Eukaryota; Metazoa; Arthropoda; Insecta; Lepidoptera; Noctuidae. Gene Ontology annotation, cellular component: membrane.